This is a messenger RNA of Psylliodes chrysocephalus, 1413 nucleotides long. NCBI's taxonomy places the organism in Eukaryota, Metazoa, Arthropoda, Insecta, Coleoptera, Chrysomelidae. The record is from the annotation of a GenBank genome assembly.
UAACAACCUACAGUGUGCGAAAUCCCCGAGUUUUUUUAUAAGAGUAGACGAGCAAUAUAUUUCCUAAAAUAAUAAAAAAGUAGUGAAGAACAGUGAAGAAUUCCAGUGUAAAUCGAAGAAAAAAAGUGUAUUUUUGUUGAUCAAGCAUUCUGAUGUCCAGCCAUCCUGUCAAUGUUAUUUAGCAUCAUAAAAUCUGAUAAUUUUUUAGUUAGUAUGUUAGUAAUAUUAGCAUAUAACAAUUAAUGUUUUCUCAGAAAAGAAUGAAGUCUAAUUGAAACAUAAAUCCUUCAAGUUGUAAUGAUUUUGGAUGCAUUUAAUAAAUUCCUACAGUAAUAUCAAUGUAGUCUGGAAAUGGUGUGUAAAGAGGAGGUUUUAUUAUGGUUUAAGGACUUGGAUAGUCAUAAUAGAAUAGAUUUGAUGUAUGAGUUACUAAAUAUGUGUUUACCAUUUGAACUGCGUUUCUUUGGAUCCUGCAUUGAAGAAUUAGGAAAGCAUACUUAUCUAGAUUUACGGGCACACACGAUUACGGCAAACGAUUUAGAAAAAUUAUCUAAGGAUGUGUCAUUCAACCCAGGCAUAUUGGACGAGAGUGUGCGGCAUAGGAUAAUAAUAUGUCUUUCAGUGCUUUCAUCCAGAAACUAUAGUGUUGCCAAUUGGUUUUUUAUGAAGUUAUUAAGGACAGACUCUAUUGAAGAGUAUUUAAAAGAUAAAGAGCAUGAUGAAAUGUUACAUAGUGAAUUUUUAUUGUUAUAUACAAUGGCAUUACACCAUCCUGCAUUUACAUUUGAACACAAACAGUUUUUCAGUAAGGUGCUAUUGAAUUUAGUUGAGUAUAGGGAAUAUAGGGUAUCUGCUAAACAUAGUGUUCUUGGAUAUCCUCCUGGAUUUGGAUAUCCAACACUGAAGCCCUUGGAAGUUCCAUUGGUACCAGUUAAGACUGCUCCAACAACAUGUGGCGAUUCAACUGCGAUAUUUCACACUCCACCUGGUCUACCACCAAUGCCACCACCCCCACAGUUAGAUUUUCCAAUGACUCCUCUAUGGAAUAGACCAGGAUUUCCUUAUGGUGCUCCGGAGGUUCCACCUUUCCCCGCACCUACCACCAUUUCACCACUAGUCAGUCAGGCAGCUUCACCAAGUCAAAGCCGAAGCACAUCACCACAUCGGACACAAAUAGUGAGACCCCCUCCUCCGCCUCUUCCUGGUGGAAUGCAGCCACCAUUACAACCUCCCAAUGUGCCACCACCUUUAAACGUACCUCCACCUCCUCAGAAUAUGGAAAUCAUCGGUGGACCCAUAGUUCCUACACAACUUUCUGUGGAUCCCCCUCCACAGUCGAUACCAGUAGUUUUUAAUCCUCCUCCUGAAUUAAAGACAAUCGAGGAUGAUUCGGUAAAGGUAAAAAUACAUUGA